Molecule: messenger RNA, 1284 nt
Organism: Helianthus annuus (common sunflower)
Lineage: Eukaryota; Viridiplantae; Streptophyta; Magnoliopsida; Asterales; Asteraceae
Exons: 11
Coding region: 1-1284 (427 amino acids)
Source: RefSeq, a predicted model, not a curated record
AUGUACACACAAAUUCAAAGAACCGUUGAUUGGAAAGGUCCAAAGUAUUGCUUCUCAUUUGUGAAGUUCCAAGACGUUGUCGAAAAUAAUGUUGCCAUUAAUUCACCUGUUGGAUAUGUUGAAGUGUGCUUCAAUUUGGAGGACACUAAUAAGAAAGAUGGAACAAUAGGCAAACGAUUGAAUGUGAAGCUUAAAGAUAUUGAUGAUCAACAAGUUACUGCUACUCUUUGGGAUUAUUUCGCAAUUGAGAUGCAUGGAUACUUUAACAAUCCCAAUCGUGAAAAGCAUGUUGUGGUAUUGGUUCAUUUUGGUGUUGUUAACUUGUAUAAAGAUCAACCUGGUUUGUCUACUUCAUUUGAUAUAAGUAGAAUGUGGAUCAACGCUGAACUUGAAGAAAUUUCUUCUUUCAAAAAUAGUUUUAUAGAGAAGUUUGCAUCCACGCCGUCAUCGAGUGAUAACGUCGGAUCUUAUAUUAUAUCAACGGUUGAGGAUUCUUUUUUGAACAAUUCUGGGUUUGUUUUGACUGCUUUUCUGAGUACCAUCGAGAAGAAGAAGAAAGUUAUUUUGUCGUUUAUUACAGUUGCUAAAGACGAUGGUUCAGGUGAUGUAGAAGAUAGGAAGACUGUAUUAUGCACCAACACUAAGUGUAAAGGAGUUGAUAUUGUGUCUCUCCCUCGUUUCAAAAUUCCUAUUCGCGUACAAGACUCAUCUGGUACGGUUACGUUGACGCUCUUUGAUUACGAAGCGUACAAGAUUUUUAAGAAAACUGCUAAAGAAUUGGUUGAGGUGCAGGACGAGGAGUUGUCUUCUGGUGAUUUUUCCAAGGGAUAUCCGGAUGUUUUUAACAUUUUGAUCGUCCAAAAAAUGGCUUUUAUCAUCAGUGUUUCAGAUUUUAACCUUAAGUAUCAUGUCAAAAAUUAUGGAAUUUCCAUGCUUACAUCUGAUCCAAAGAUUAUUUCUGCUUUGUACGAGAAAUUCAAAAUUCAUGAGUAUGAGAAAUCUGAAUCAUCCAGUGCGCAAGUGUCAGACAUUCAAUCUAUUCCUUGUGAUGUUUCCAAGGAUGACGUAUCGUUCAGUGGAGAUAAUGAAACGCCAAUGUCUAACCUAUUACAUAAUGAUCACAAAUCGUCUUCUUCAGGGGAAGUGAAGCGUAACCUACAUGAAAUGUAUGAUGUUGAUGACAUGGUUGGAUGUUCUUCAACAAAAAGGAAUCUUGGUGAUGAGAAAGAGGAAGCCCAAAAUUCAGAAUCUUCAAAUCUUCUGAUUCCUAAAAUUGAGAAGUAG